Messenger RNA from Caenorhabditis elegans, 685 nucleotides. RefSeq lists its product as uncharacterized. The coding region runs from base 120 to 626 and encodes 168 amino acids. The transcript is spliced from 3 exons. The record is from RefSeq and is marked reviewed. Lineage: Eukaryota; Metazoa; Nematoda; Chromadorea; Rhabditida; Rhabditidae.
UUUCCAUAUAAUACUUUAUAAUUUUCGAUCUCAUGAUUCGAUUAGAAAUCGAAUUAUUAAGCGAAUGCUUAUCGCAGAUACUUUCCGCUACAGUAAUCCUUCUGUUCACAUCGAUUCUCAUGUUGCUCUGUGCCAACAAUAAAAAGGAUCCUUCGCCCCCACCACCACCAGACUCGCUUUCAGAGACUUCAAAGGUCCAAAAUGUCCAGGAAACACCACCAAAACCUGCAGCACCAUCACAAAUGUCGAUUGAUGAAUCCAACUCGAAGAAUAAAAAACUGCCGUCUGCUGAUAAAUCUGUGGAAGAAAUUAAGAAACCGAUUUCGCAUAAGAAGAAAAAGUCGCUGAUCAAGGUGUUGAGUAAGAAGAAGGAAAGGUCGAAGAAAAAGGAGAAGGACAAGAAACCUGACGAAAAAGUGGAAAAAGAAGUGAAGAAGGAAGACAAACCGGAUAACAAUGAACCUCUUAUAAAGAAUCUGAAAAUUGCGAAGAAAGAGCAAGAAGAGGAAAAUCCGAAGACGGACUUGGAAUCGCAUGACGAUGAAGUUGAAACCAAGAAGAAAGAAUCAAGACGGCAAAAGAAGAAAAAAUCAAAGGAGGGAAGUAUGGAGAAGGUAGAAGUCUGAAAGUGCCUACUGAUUACUCUUUUUCACAUUUUCCUUUGCAAAUAAAGUUAAUUGGUAUG